AGUCGGUUUCACCUGAGACCCGCUUAACAGGAUUGGGGUCAUUUUUUUUUUAUAAAAAAAAAAAAACAAUGUGUCUCUUUUCACCUUAACAUUAAGCUACCUGAAACACACACACACACACACACACACACACACACACACACACACACACAUAUCUAAUGAUGGUGAUGGACACGUUCCUGAGAGUGUUAGCCGCAUGAAUGAAUGGAGUCAGUGUUGGAGUUUUCCAGAGGAUUCCAUGAAGAACAAGGCAUCCUGUCCAACGAGAAAAUGUCAGGUGUGUUUUCUUACGAGAGUUCUGAAGUGGACUGGUGUGAGGACAACUACAAGCACUCUGAGAAUGUUGUUGAGUACUUCAACACGAUGAGCAGCUUCAUCUUCUUCGUGGUGGCUCCUAUAAUGCUCUACCUGCUGCACCCGUAUGCUAAGGAGAGAAACCUGGCUGUGCACCUGGUGUGGCUCAUGAUGAUCUUUGUGGGUCUGUUCUCCAUGUACUUCCACAUGACCCUGAGCUUCAUGGGCCAGAUGCUGGACGAGCUCUCCAUCCUCUGGGUUUUGGCCGUCGGCUACUCUCUCUGGUUUCCACGCAAACAUUUUCCUCACUUUGUUAAAGACAGGACCUCGUUCUCUCGCAUGGUCAUGGUGAGCACCGUCAUUACCACUCUGCUGUCGUUUGUCAAGCCCACUGUCAACGCCUAUGCCCUCAACUUCUUCGCCCUGCACAUCCUCUACUCUGUGUGUGUGCAGCUGAAGAGCUGUACGGACCAGCGGGUGCUGCGUUUGGCGCGCGCCUCCAUCGGCCUGUGGGUGCUCGCCAUCUCCUGCUGGAUCAGCGACCGCUUCGGCUGCAGCUUCUGGCAAAAACUCAACUUCUGCUACCUGCACGGCAUCUGGCACAUCCUGAUCGUGGUCGCUACGGCGUACGCCAGCACGCUAAUCGCCUACAUCGACGCCAACACGGAGAUCCCCUACUCUCACCCCGACCUGCAGUAUUGGCCUCGCGAUAACUGGGCUCUCGGGCUGCCCUACAUCGUCCUCAAGGCCAUGCCCAAGACGCGGAAAAGUUGCUAGCUGAGACACGCGAAUGAGAAGAAACGGACAGUGAUGGUUUGUGGAGAAUGAAGUGUGUGUGUGUGUGUGUGUGUGUGUGUGUGUGUGAAAUGCUAAAUGUAUUGUGCAUUUGAAUACAUGCCAUUCUGAAGUGUCUUCCUCAAGAAGA
Ictalurus punctatus (channel catfish) is the source of this 1219-nucleotide messenger RNA. It is a transcript of the gene acer1, whose product is annotated as alkaline ceramidase 1. Gene Ontology annotation, cellular component: membrane. Gene Ontology annotation, molecular function: hydrolase activity, acting on carbon-nitrogen (but not peptide) bonds, in linear amides. The transcript is spliced from 8 exons. NCBI's taxonomy places the organism in Eukaryota, Metazoa, Chordata, Actinopteri, Siluriformes, Ictaluridae. Gene Ontology annotation, biological process: ceramide metabolic process. The coding region runs from base 205 to 1071 and encodes 288 amino acids. The record is from RefSeq and is a predicted model, not a curated record.